This is a messenger RNA of Calliphora vicina (urban bluebottle blowfly), 708 nucleotides long. RefSeq lists its product as uncharacterized. Bases 154 to 561 code for a protein of 135 amino acids. The transcript is spliced from 2 exons. NCBI's taxonomy places the organism in Eukaryota, Metazoa, Arthropoda, Insecta, Diptera, Calliphoridae. The record is from RefSeq and is a predicted model, not a curated record.
AGACUUUCAAGCGCAACACAGGUGUGUCUGGGAAUAAAAUUAACAAAACAAUUCAAACAAGAUUUUCAAGAGGAUUACAAAUAAUUAAAAAAACAAAAAUAAAAUUAUUUAAAAGGAUUAUUAAAAUAAUUUUAUUAGAAAAAUAAAAUCAAAAUGAUGAAAUUUGUGUUUGUUUUGUGUGUAGCCUUGGCUUUGAUGCAUCAAACCCAGGCUUUUAAAGUGAUCACAAUACAUAAAGGUGCUCCACCCUCAGCCCCUGCUGUGGAUCCUAGCGCUUUGUUACAAGGAGUCCAAUCUGCCAUUGCUGGUAAAUUACAACAAGUCCAAGCUUUGGUUGGUUCUUUGAUCCAACAGAAAACCGCUCUUAAACAAAAUGCUUUGAAUUCCAUACAAAGCACUUUAGGCAGUGUUAAGAGUCAAGUUGGAAGUCUAGCUGGCAGCUUGCCUCCACCACCUUUUGUCAUCCGCAAGCAGAUUUAUAUUGGUGCUCCCAAGCCAGCACCAGCUGCACCCGAGACCACUACUGCUGCUGAAGUUGAUGCUACCACAACGUCGGGUUAAAUAACUGAUUUCGAUUAAGAAGGCCAAAGUCAAAGAAUAUUUUAUAGAAAACAAAUUCUAGGUACAUAGUUUUUAAGUUGUGCUCACAAAAUAAUUUUAAACGAUAUUUGUAUAUAUGUAUGCUGUAGAUGUGCAUAUUUUUCAAUA